AUGCUUGGUCGACUCGGCAACGUGUCUGUAGUUGGGCACUUUAGUGUCGGGCUCAUCUCGUGCUUUUGCUACUCUGCUUUGGAGGAAAACACUCAUAAGUUGCCCUUUUUUGGUAGAUCUUCUUUAAAGCGUCAAGGUGUUUUUCUCAGAACUACUCCCAGUUCGGAUACAUCCCUAACAAUACCCAAUGUAAAGACGAUUUUGGCCUAUAGACGUGCAUUUCUAUGCUCUCUUUCCACAACACAUCGGUCCAUGCUCAUAUUCCAGCUGAGUCGUAUUGUGAGUUGUGGCUACAGGCUCUUCGAAGCAGGCCUCUUUCGAGGCGGUCGUCUUGAACCUUCCGUCUUUCCGACAGGAGUCGUCGAGUUCUCUGCAUUACCAGCUCCAUCAGACAUGCCCCUGUGGGACAGACGAAUUAUAUGA
Protopolystoma xenopodis is the source of this 423-nucleotide messenger RNA. The record is from the annotation of a GenBank genome assembly. NCBI's taxonomy places the organism in Eukaryota, Metazoa, Platyhelminthes, Monogenea, Polystomatidea, Polystomatidae.